Gastrolobium bilobum is the source of this 570-nucleotide messenger RNA. RefSeq names its product putative invertase inhibitor. Gene Ontology annotation, molecular function: enzyme inhibitor activity. The record is from RefSeq and is a predicted model, not a curated record. The coding region runs from base 1 to 570 and encodes 189 amino acids. NCBI's taxonomy places the organism in Eukaryota, Viridiplantae, Streptophyta, Magnoliopsida, Fabales, Fabaceae. The transcript has a single exon.
AUGCACCAUCCCUCUUUCCUUUUGCUCUCUCUCACAAUCCUCUUUUGUUUUUUUCAUUCUAUUGUUUCUACUAACCAUCUCAUCCAACAAACUUGCAAGAAUUGCUCAGAAACUGAUCCCAACAUAAACUACAAAUUUUGCAUUACAUCUCUUCAAUCAGACCAUAGGAGCCAAUGUGCCAAAAACCUCAAUGAACUAGGCCUUAUCUCUAUCAAGCUAAUUAGGCACAACGUGACAAACACUAGCGCUCACAUCAAAGAGCUUUUGAAGAAGAACAACUUAGACCCCUUUAUCAAAGCAUGCUUAGAUGAUUGCCUUGAAGUUUAUUCUGAUUCCAUCUUAACUCUUAGAGAAGCAAUUAGAGAUUACAAAGCUAAGCGUUAUGCUGAUUCUAAUGUCAAACUAAGCUCAGUCAUUGAUGCCUCUACAACAUGUGAAGAUGGAUUCGAGCAAAAGAAUGGUGUCAUUUCGCCAUUAACAAAGAGAAACAAGGAUACCUUUCAGCUUUCUGCUAUAUCACUUUCUAUUAUUAACAUGCUUAACAUUUAUAAAUUAAAGGGUACAUUCUGA